Molecule: messenger RNA, 3789 nt
Organism: Poecilia reticulata (guppy)
Lineage: Eukaryota; Metazoa; Chordata; Actinopteri; Cyprinodontiformes; Poeciliidae
Biological process (GO): regulation of transcription by RNA polymerase II
Cellular component (GO): nucleus
Molecular function (GO): RNA polymerase II cis-regulatory region sequence-specific DNA binding; DNA-binding transcription factor activity, RNA polymerase II-specific
Source: RefSeq, a predicted model, not a curated record
UGAUGUGGAUGUUGCAGGUGUGGGGGGCUCCAAACUGGACCCGCCAGGUUCACCUGCUUCCACCUUGAUCAUCACAGUCACCUGGGAUUUUCCUUUUUACAAUCCUUGUUGUCAAUCGUCACAUGUUUUAGUAAAUCAAGGUUUCAGUCACAUAACCCUAACCCAUGAACCCCUGACAAGUUAUCCAAAACGUCUCUGCAGCUAGCUGCUUUAGCUCGCCGGUAGCUAACAGUCCAUUAUUAUUAUAGUAUGCACUGCAACAAAGACUAGAAAUAUUCAAAGCAAACAUAUCAACGCAAUAUCCUCACGAAUAUUGUCGAGUAGAUGGCCUGAAACAUCAGCACUACACUUGCUUUACAGAAACUUUAAGCCAUUUAUCAAACGGGAAUUAAAAAUUAAAGGUGUAGCAUUUUACAUCUGGUUACUUCCGCCUCACUAACCAGUGAAUGAUAAGUUAAGCUCUUGUACUUCCGCUUUUCACAAUAAAUCUUAUUUUCCAAAUGCCUUCCUCUACUAUUUUUUUUUCACCAGUCUAUAAGACAAAUCAAAUCAUUGUCGCUUACUCAGUACUCAACACUGAAUUGAAAUUCUAAUUUAAGUUAUUUUCUUAUUAAAAGUGCACGUUUGUGUUGUGUUUUUUUUCUCCUUUAUUUGUCAUUCAUUGGUCAGUCAGCAGGAAGAACGAUGUUAGUUUGACUAGCAGCUUCGUUUGACGAGCUACGUUCCGAGUGAAAAACCGAUAAGUUGUCAUUAAAGAUAGUAUAAUUGGUGUUUCAUACCGUCUAAUCAACAGCCUGCGUAAGGAUAUUACUUUUACGUGUUUGUAUUUAAUCUCUUUGAUAUGUAUCGCCUUACGUUGCCGUACAUAAAGUAAUUUGGCUUUAUUGGUGAGAGGAAACGCAUGUUAGCCACUAUGGAGCUGAAGCAGCUAACAGCUAGAGACGUUUAAACCUAUUUAAAAAAUCAUCCAUGGUUUAGUGCUACAAAACGAGUCCACUCUCAUAGUUUAUUAGAUUAUUAGAUUGUGAAUACCUUCCUUAACCUUAUUGUCCAGCUACGGAGCGGACCCAGAACUACUGACCAGGUUUCAGGCAGCAGAAAAACAGAAGAUCCACGUUUAUAUGACUGAAACCUUGAUCUACUGGAACAUGUGAAGUUUGAAGACGGGGAUUGUAAAAAGGAGGAUCCCGGGUGGAGUGAGGAUGUCUGACGUGAUGAAGGUCGAAGCAGACGAACCUGGGGGGUUCAGCUCGGAGCCCCCCAUGUGUGCAGCAUCCACAUCAGAACUGGAGGAGGGAACACAAGACAGCAAGGAUCUCACUCAUCAGAUGUUUAUGACUAAAGAGGUUCCCCAUGACUGGAGUCCUAGUUUGGACAGUGAAAAUCCAGAAGCCCACGUGAAGGACGAAGAAGAGGAGCAGUGGAUCAGUCAGGAAGAAGAGUUGCGUACUGUGAAGAUUAAAGAUGAAGAGAAACCUCAUUUAUCAGAGCUUCAUCAAAUCAAAACUGAAGAUGACGUAGAGACAGAAGUUCCAACCAGCAGUUCACCUGAACCUGUUGCAGAGAACUUUAGACCACCACAACCAGACAGGGACCCAGAAGCCCACGUGAAGGACGAAGAGAAGGAGCAGUGGAUCAGUCAGGAGGAAGAGUUGCGUAUUGUGAAGAUUAAAGAUGAAGAGAAACCUAGGUUGUCAGAACUUCAUCAAAUCAAAACUGAAGAUGACCUAGAGACAGAAGCUCCAACCAGCAGUUCACCUGAACCUGUUGCAGAGAACUUUAGACGACCAGAACCAGAUAGUGACCCAGAGUCUGUAUGUCCCUCCCAGCAAAGUAACAUGGCAGAUGGGGAGAAAACAUUUGGUUGCAAUUUGUGUGAUAAAAGAUUCAGAUGUAAGCGUUUUGUUAAAUUACACAUGAUGACUCACACAGGAAAGAGAGAGCUUAGUUGUGAUCUUUGUGGCAAAGGAUUUGUAGAAAAGCGUUCUCUUCAGACACACAUAAAUGUCCACACUGGAGAGAAACCUUUUGCCUGUGACGUUUGCUGUAGAAGGUUUCAUGCAAAGACAAGUCUUACUACACACAUGAAGGUCCACUCAGAAGAAAAACCUUUUUCAUGUGAUGUUUGUGGUUUAAGAUUUUGGUUAAAAUCCGUUUUUAAAAAGCACACCCAGAUCCAUUCCACAGAGAAACCGUUUGUUUGCCGUGUUUGUAGUAAAAGGUUUUUGCGACAAGGAAACCUAAAGAGUCACAUGCAUAUUCACACCGGAGAGAGACCGUUUAUUUGUAGUGUUUGUAGUAAAGGAUUUUCUCAACUUAUUCAUCUGACGAGUCACAUGCGUGUUCACACAGGAGAGAAACCAUUGGUUUGUGGCUUUUGUCACAAAGGAUUUUCCCAUUCAGUUAGUCUAAAGAGUCACAUUCUUGUUCAUUCAGGGGACAAACCUUUCGUUUGUAGAGUUUGCAAUAAAGGAUUUUCAAGACGAGAGGUUCUAAAGAAACACAUGCCUGUUCAUACAGGAGAGAAACCGUUUAUUUGUGAAUUUUGUAGUAGAGGAUUUUCACGACAAGAGAAUCUAAAGAGUCACAUGUGUGUUCACACCGGGGAGAAACCCUUCGUUUGCGAUGUUUGUAGCAGAGGUUUUUCACGAAGAGCUAGUCUGAAGAGUCACAUGAAUGUUCAUACGGGACAGAAACCAUUUAUUUGCAGUGUCUGUAGUAAAGGAUUUUCACGACAACAGAAUCUAAGGAGUCACAUGCGUGUUCACACAGGAGAGAAGCCAUUGACCUGUGGUUUUUGUCACAAAGGAUUUUCCCAUUCAGUUAGUCUAAAGAGUCACAUGCUUGUUCAUACAGGAGACAAACCGUUUGUUUGUAAAGUGUGCAAUAGAGGAUUUUUAAGACUAGAGAUUCUAAAGAGUCACAUGCGUGUUCAUACAGGAGAGAAACCGUUUAUUUGUGAAUUUUGUAGUAGAGGAUUUUCACGACAAGAUAUUCUAAAGAAUCACAUGCGUGUUCACACCGGGGAGAAACCCUUUGUUUGCGACGUUUGUAGUAAAGGUUUUUCACGAAGAGCUAGUCUGAAGAGUCACAUGCGCGUUCAUACAGGACAGAAACCAUUUAUUUGGAACGUUUGUGGUAAAGGUUUUUCACGACCAGAUACUCUAAAGAAUCACAUCCGUGUUCACACAGGACAAAAAACGUUCAUCUGUAGUGUUUGUAGUCGAGGAUUUUCACGUUCAGCCAGUCUAAAGAGUCACAUGUGUUCACAUAUGAAACAAACCUUUUGCAGCGAAGACCUUUCACACUGUGAAAAUUUGAAGAAACCUAUGGAUGUUCACCAGGACUCCAACUGAAUGUGCUGGUGGUCGGUUAAUCGGUUAAUUUUUCAAAAUUGUCUUUAACUCAUCUCUGCAUUAUGUGGGCACAGUUUUGAUUAGGACCAGUACUAAAUUGCAUUUCUAGAUAUUGGGCGAAUUUAGAGGCUUUUAUUGUGAUGUUUAAAGGUCAUUUCUAAUUCUUUUUGAGAUGCAAAGAACUCGUGUUUGGUUGUAUAAACAUUGCUCAACGUUAGCCCAUCAUUCUGUACUGAAAAACCACUUCUGAGAUUUUAUUUCCUCCAAGGGAACAAAAUGAUUGAAUAAAACUGUUUCAUGAUCUCUUUCUGUUGUAUGAUAUUCUUCAAGACCAAACAUGCAGGAUGACUUUGGACACCACUGCUGUAGGCUUGUAAUUUGAUCUUUAUUAAAUAGUGUGCUGUUCAAUCCAGUGUCUAAAUCUGAGCCUUGA